Aspergillus pseudonomiae is the source of this 1257-nucleotide messenger RNA. RefSeq lists its product as uncharacterized. The record is from RefSeq and is a predicted model, not a curated record. Bases 1 to 1257 code for a protein of 418 amino acids. Gene Ontology annotation, molecular function: oxidoreductase activity. NCBI's taxonomy places the organism in Eukaryota, Fungi, Ascomycota, Eurotiomycetes, Eurotiales, Aspergillaceae. The transcript has 4 exons.
AUGGUAGCCACCCAAGCCUUCGACUUCCUUCCUCUGCAGAACAAAUUCGAGGCUCCGGACCUCGUUCGACCAUGGAUGAGCUACUGGCCACCCCAGCCAGGCAGCGCAGUGUACGAAUGGUUUAGGGCAGAGUUCCCUGAAGCCCUUGAAUGGUCCUUUAACCCGGAUAAACCAUUCGAUAGACCCAUGAAAGGUUGGAAGCAAAAGGCAAGAACCCUGGGAAAGGACUGCGCAGUAGAUCUGUUGCCGCCUACGGAAAUACCCACAGCCUCGAUGAUUGCGCCUGACCUGAAACGUACCCCGGUUAACGACCAAGAAGAGGAGCUAGAACAGCGGACGAGAUGCAACGAGAUUGACCAAAAGUUGAGAGUCUUGGGCCUCCCAUCGUGCGAAGUGACAGGAUUUAACUAUCUCGACUGGAGCCCUAAGUACCAGAUUGAAAAGCCGUUCCACUCACGUCUCCCCGUGCUCGACUGCCUGUCUAGAAGCAAUGUGGCGACAAAGGCUUACACUGUUCCCGUCUAUAAUAUAGCUGGGUUCGAAGGCUAUUUUUCGCUGGCCAUCUCGGGGUUCCAGUUCAUAGUUUGUCCUAGUGGUAUGGUCGAGUGGUCUGACGCGGAGGUACAACGAUUGUAUCUACCUCGCAUGAGGCUCUGGCUACAAGAACAUUUCAAAGCCAGCUUCGUGUACAUCUACUCGUACAACCUACGUUGUGAGGACCCUAAACGAUCACCGUCCGUCGACUGGACCGCACCGGUUCCGUUUGCUCACUGUGGUAAUGAGAACUUCCAACAUCCUGCAAUACCAGGGGAUCAUACCGCUCACAAUUGGGCUUGUGCAGAUGUGACCCCGGAGGCUAUAUAUACGCACCUGAAGCUUUACCUACCCGGAAAGGCAGACGAAAUCAGAACAAAACGCCAUCGUUUCGUCAAUAUAUGGAGACCUCUCACCGGUCCACAUCAAGACAUGCCUUUAGCCGUCUGCGACUACCGCAGCCUCAAACAUAGCGACCUCGUUGCAUCCGAUGCCGUCCUUACGCAUUACUGUGGAGAGGGAUAUGAUGUUCGAUACAGCCCUUACCACCGGUGGUUUUACAAGCGAGGCAUGCACAGUGACGAGGCAAUUAUGUUCAAGCUGUACGACAGCAACGAUUCGGAGGCUUUAUUGUGCCCCCACGCGGCCUUCAAGGACCCAUCUGCGCCUGUGGGUACUCCCAAGAGAGCAAGUAUUGAACUACGCGCGAUAAUAGUUGAUUAG